Porites lobata is the source of this 375-nucleotide messenger RNA. Lineage: Eukaryota; Metazoa; Cnidaria; Anthozoa; Scleractinia; Poritidae. The record is from the annotation of a GenBank genome assembly.
AUGGGAAAGCAGUAUCGAAAUAUUCCGCUACGUUAUUUCUCAGAGUUAACGUGGAUAAACCUAACAAGAACCACGAUCUCAUCAGGUGAUUUCCUUAAACUUGUUGGAACAGCUAAACAUCUUGAGAUGGUGAACAUUGAAAGCUGCAGCAGAAUAUCUGAAGAAGCGAUAUUUAAGGCUAAAAGGUUCCUUCCCUGUUUGAGAAGAAUAAACAUCUCCUUCAACGAUCAGUUGAGCGUUCUUGCGGUGGCUUGUUUGUGUUCCUGUUCUUCCUUACGAGAUAUCCGUGCGAGAGGAAUAAAGCUGCAGGCAAAAGAACUAUUGUUUCUGACAAGGACUUUUCCCCGACUUGGAAAUGGACGCCUAACUCUGGAC